This is a messenger RNA of Mytilus trossulus (common blue mussel), 2018 nucleotides long. Its product is annotated as beta-1,3-galactosyltransferase 1-like. The transcript has 2 exons. Gene Ontology annotation, cellular component: Golgi membrane. Gene Ontology annotation, molecular function: hexosyltransferase activity. NCBI's taxonomy places the organism in Eukaryota, Metazoa, Mollusca, Bivalvia, Mytilida, Mytilidae. Bases 172 to 1314 code for a protein of 380 amino acids. The record is from RefSeq and is a predicted model, not a curated record.
UAUUUUAUGUCAAUAAAGUUGUGUGUCGAAAGAAAAAUAAACGACUCUUCCUGGUAGAAAGGAUAUUGGGGGUGUUUUUGAUCAGAAGGAUUUAUUAAGCAUGGACAGGCGAAACAAAUAAAGGCGAUUGCUGUUGAAACAGAUGGUAGCUGUAAAGAUCAUUAAGACAGGAUGAAUAUCAUAGUAACAAAAAUAAAAAGCAGCAAAGUUGCUCUUUUCCUAUUUGUAUGUGUUAUUGCAUAUAGUAUUUUCUUUCCAAUACUGCAGUACCAGUUCAUUUCCAGGAACCAUGCACAAUUCAUGGAAUUAGCUGGUCGGGCUUCGCAUAUGACUGUCAUUUUAAAUAAACAAUAUUUAUCGAGUUUUCCAGUCAGAAGUAUGGAAUUAGUAAAACAAUCCAAAUCGUCACGUACUAUCCUCGAAGGAACUGCAACAAGUAAUAGAAGUAGGAUAGAAAAUGCAACCGUUAGGCCAUUGACGUGUGAUGGUUGUUUUUUUAAUACUUUUCACUUCUUAAUCAACAACGAGGAUAUAUGUAAAAGAAAGAAUGAAUCCGUUGACAUUUUGAUCUUAAUUAUGUCAGCACCAUUAAAAUAUAUGGAGCGAAAUGUUAUUAGAGAAACUUGGUUAACUUAUACUAAAAAUAAUACUGGUAAGUUAAGACAUGCAUUUUUAUUAGGGGAAUCCCCUUUGAAUAAAGAGCUGGAAAAAGAAAAUCUCCUCACAAAAGACAUUAUAAUGGGAAACUUUAAAGAUGCAUAUCACAAUCUAACACUAAAAUCUGUUAUGGGAUUACAAUGGACGGUAAAGUUUUGUAACAACACAAAGUACAUUUUUAAGACUGACGAUGAUAUGUAUGUUAACAUUCCUCGUCUUGUCAGUCUGAUUAAAGAAAAUGAGGAUGUUUUGCAAACCUCUGUUGGUGGAAGAUGUUUUAUGAGUCGCAGACCAAAUAGAGACAAACGAUCAAAGAAAUGGUAUACAUCUAUUGAAAUGUACCCGCAAAAUAAUUAUCCUGGCUUUUGUUCAGGAACCGGAUACAUGACAAGUUUUAACGUUGUUUCGAAAGUUGUAAAUAUAUCAAGAAAUAUUCCAUUUUUUCAUCUGGAAGACAUAUACUUGUCCUUGUGUGUAAAUAAAUUAGGAUUCAAACUACAUAAUUUUGAGGGAUUUAUACCUUCAUUAGGAAAACUAAGAGACAAAUACAACAAUGAUAAACAUCAUCCUUGUAUUUACAAGAACGAAUCAUUAGUUACAAUGCAUCAAGUUCCAAUUAAAUGGAUAAAACAUAUCUGGCAAACGCCGUGUCUUUAGUUGUCAUUAGAAAAUACAAUGUUACUUCACCCAGUAAAGUAGUUUUCUGAUUCUCGGAACCAAAUUGAAUUGCCUUUAAAUGCUCGCCAGCAGUUGGUAUUUUCUGGAAAAUCAAAUCUUUAAAAAGACAUUCAUAAAAAAAAUGUGUUAUUUCGUCAUGUGUCAAGAAAAAUAUGUGCAACUCUGGAAAACAUAUUAGAUGAAAAUACUAAGUAAAUUAUAUUUUUAAACCUAUAUGUAUGCUGAUCUGAACUCAAUUUAUAUGGAUAAAUGGAAGACAUUUAUCUUCGGUCUCUUUCUAUCGAGUUUGAUUGCACUUUGUAAAAAUGCAUCUUGGUGUUGAAUCAUGCAUAUGAUUAAGAAAAUCUAACUAUGUGAUAAGUGAGUAGCUAUAGUGUCAUGGAACUCACUUGGCAGAAAAGGAUGAAAUAAUCGACAUUCAUUUUCGAAAUUGUAAAUUUGAUAUAAAUAUACUUGAGGAGGACCAAAUGAACAAUUUUUAGUGUAGAACUGUGUUUCUAAUUUCAUACUAUAUGGGAAAUGCAUCGCCUUGAAUCGUUUCCUUUCCUAAAUUCAAUUUGCUUGUUUGAAUUCAUUUACAGGAAGAAUUUCGUCACAUGUUUAAUUCAUAAGUUCACAUAUUAAAAUUAUCUUUUAUAAUGACACGAAUUAUGAAAAAUGGAUUAAACAAUAAUCGAUAAUGA